Schistosoma mattheei is the source of this 1674-nucleotide messenger RNA. Lineage: Eukaryota; Metazoa; Platyhelminthes; Trematoda; Strigeidida; Schistosomatidae. The record is from the annotation of a GenBank genome assembly.
AUGUCGAUCAUGGAUUGUAUGAAUUCGGUAGAUUCUUCACCUCCAGUAGUGCAAAAGUCUGCAAAUGAUUUGAGAGAAUAUAAAGUGAUGCGUUUAUGCAAUAGGAUGAAAGUGCUUCUUAUAAGUGAUCCGGAAACAGAUAAGUCUGCAGUGUGUUUAUCUGUGAACAUUGGUUCACUGUCGGAUCCGAAAGAACUGCCUGGUCUCGCACACUUUUGUGAGCAUAUGUUGUUUCUUGGUACCAAAUCGUUUCCAACAGAAAAUACAUAUUUGAAGUACAUAACCGAUCAUGGUGGUCACUGUAAUGCUUUUACGAGUCCAGAUAGAACUUCUUAUGUGUUUGAUGUUGCACCUGAAAGUUUGAAAGGUGCGUUGGAUAUUUUCUCACAGUUUUUCAUCUGCCCUCUUUUCACAGAUUCGGCAACAGAACGUGAGGUGAGUGCUGUACAGUCGGAACAUGAGAAGGACAUUAGUAAUGAUACUAGACGUCUUUUUCAGCUAGAGCGAAGCUUGUCAAAAAGUGGUCAUGAUUAUACGAAAUUCCUCUCUGGUAAUCGAUACUCUUUAUUUGAGUCCAGUUGUGCACAAUCGGUGAAUACACGCGAAAAGUUGUUGCAAUUCUAUUCAACAUGGUAUUCGUCAAAUGUGAUGGGACUAGUUAUUCUUGGAAGAGAAUCCAUAAAUGACCUAGAGAAACUUGCAGAAGAUAAGUUUUCGGAAGUUAUUGAUCGUAAUGUUGUGCAACCAUCAUGGAACGAUACUCCAUGGCCUGAUAUAUGUCUCAAGAAAAUGGUAUAUGUCGUCCCACUGAAUGACGUCCAUCAAAUGAAUAUAAUGUGGCCUAUUCCUGACUAUAUUCCAGACUAUACAGCUCAAGCCCCUAGUUAUGUGACUCAUUUACUUGGUCAUGAAAGCCGCGGAAGUUUACUGAGUUUAUUCAAAAAUGCAGGCUGGGCUAAUCGAUUAGCAUGCGGAGUUAGUAGGCCAGCAGCUGGGAUCUGUUCUCUAAUUUUGUCUAUUGAUUUAACUUUAAAAGGACUUGAUAAAACUGAUGAAAUUAUGACAAAUGUAUAUCAAUACAUUAACAUGCUUCGCUCUGAUGAACCACAAAAGUGGAUAUUUGAUGAAGAACAGGCUUUAUGUCAAUUAAACUUUCGAUUUAAAGACAAAGAACCACCUUAUGAAUAUGUGACUGGAUUAGCCGGUAAUCUAUUGCUUUAUGACAUGCAAGAUGUUCUAACCGGUCCUUUCUUGGCAACUGUCUAUGAUCCAGAUUUAAUUAAAAAAAUCUUAAGUUGUUUAACGCCUGAUAAUAGCCGCGUCUUUCUAGUCAGUCAGAAGUUUACAGAUAAAUGUGUGGAGGAAGAACCCUGGUAUCAUACUAAAUACCUUGCUGUUAAUAUUCCUGAAAAUACCUUGUCAGCAUGGCGAAAUAGUUCUUCUAAUCCAGAAUUGAGAUUCCUCGAGCCAAAUUCAUUCAUUGCUACUGAAUUCGAUCUGGUGCAAAACAAAUGCCCCAUGAAUGUGGAAAUGCCAGAAUUAUUAAUCGAAACAGAGAUGUCUCGUAUUUGGUACUUUCAAGAUACAGAAUUCAAUCUUCCCAAAGGUUUUAUCACAUUUCAUAUUGUCAGUCCAUUUGCAUUUUCGAUCCUUUUCAUACGUCACUUGGUUUAA